GGAGGAGGAGGCAGCAGCUGCCUGGGGAGAAUGGGGCUUGCUAGAGGCCAGAAAUGCCUCACAGAAGCUUAGAGCCAGGCAAAGAAUGGUGGUUGGAAACCUAAGUGGGAGCCAAGCUGAAACGUGGGGUGUAUUGCACAUUCUAGAAGUGAUAAUGAAAGAAUGCCAUUUUGGUAUCUCUAAAUGAGACUCUGUUGAUCCGGGAGGGGUGUCUUCUCUGGUGGUCGAGGGGAGGAAGGCCAGUAGUCCUCCUCGCUUCAGCUUUUCACCUUUUUUUCUUAUUGAUUCGGUGAGUGAAUCAGCAUUUUCCUGCCAAGAAGGCUUCUCUAAAUUCUCUGCGCUGCUUUCUAAAUCUGUUAUUCCAAGCAGUGAGUCCUCAAAAACAGUCGCAGAUCAACCACUUGAAUUAGCAAUUAGAAUUCGUUUUCCGUGAACUCUGUUACUGGCACCGGUUUUCUAUGUCACAUCACAGCAGCGGCCUGCCGGCUGUCUCUAUACUAUGCCUGGAAGCACAGACAUAUCUUUGAACGUUGCUUUGCAGAACCUUUUUGAGAUUGUGUCAAAAUGGCACGUGAGUAUAUGGAGAAGAUCAACAACUACUGUCAAAAGCAGAAAUUUACACUGGUUUAUAGCGACCUCAAGAUGACCGGCCCGUCUCAUGAUCCUGAGUUCACAGUUGUGGUUAAAAUAAAUGAUAGAGAAUAUGGUACAGGCACUGGUAAAAAUAAGAAGGAAGCAAGAGCAGUAGCAGCAAAAAAAACCUGGGAAAUGAUUGAGAAACAGCCAGAGACUCCUUCAAAUACACAAGCUGCAGAAUUAUUGACAACACAGGCAACCUUAUUCCAUGUAUUAUCUGGUGACUAUGUCAGCAUGCUAAAUAGGUAUUCACAAAAGACGUUGCAAACAGUUGACUAUACUACCGGAAAACGUACUGGAGAUGCCCAUGCUCCCAUAUUUACUUGUAGCUGUACAAUUAGUGGUUCUGUCUAUGGAAUUGGCCGUGGAACUUCUCUAGCUGCUGCAAAACAAGAUGCUGCAAAAAACGCGUUUGAGAAGCUAAAGGCGCAAGGGGAUCUAACAGUGGGAAGUGAAAAAUCUCAGUCUGACUCAGACAGUAGUUGCUUUGAAGACUCAGGUUCAAAGUUCGUAGUAAAAAUGAAAGACAUGGAGAUACGUGAAAAGCCUUCACCUUCUCAGGGAGAUGCACAAAGUUCUGCCCCAAAAUCCAGAAGAAAACUGGCAGCUAAUUUUGACAAUGUAAGAAAAGAGGAAGAGAAAAAAAAGAUGGCAGAUUCACAUGAUGAAAGUUUGACAGAUUUGGGCACAGAUACCAGUGAGCUGAAUGGAAGUACAUUAACAGUGAAUGAUAGGUUUCUUCAGUGUUUUAAAAAUAUAGAGCCUAUUGGUGAAGGUGGUUUUGGGAAUGUUUUCAAAGCAACAGCAAAGCUUGAUAAGAAAACCUAUGCAGUCAAACGAGUUGAGUUCACAAAGGAUGUAGAGCGUGAAGUGGAAGAACUUGCAAGACUUGACCAUGAAAACAUAGUGCGGUAUUACUGUAGCUGGAAAGGUAGAGACAACAUAACUGAUUCAGAACCAAGGCCAAUGAUGGUCAAAAACAUUCUCUGCCUUUUCAUCCAAAUGGAAUUAUGUGAACAAGGGCCACUGGGAAACUGGAUUGAAAAGAACAGACGAGACCGAAAGUAUCAUGAGAUGGCACAAAACAAAUUUUUACAAAUACUGAAAGGAGUGAAAUAUAUUCAUUCUAAAGAGUUAAUUCAUCGAGACCUCAAGCCUCAGAAUAUAUUCAUAUCACAUGAAGAUAAAAUAAAAAUAGGUGACUUUGGUCUUGUGACUUCUGUGGCAUGUGGGGCUCUGACUGAGAACAGAGGAACAGCAACAUACAUGGCACCAGAACAGUUCGGGGGAAAAUAUGGAAAGGAAGUAGAUAUUUAUGCACUGGGAUUAAUUUGGUUUGAAAUUCUUUCGGCAUUCAGUUCUCAGCAUGAGAGAAGUAAGGUAUGGACUCAUGUUAGAGAAUGUAACCUUCCAGAGAGCUUCACCAAACGGUUUCCAGCAGAGGCACCCAUAAUCAAAAAGAUGCUUUCAGGAGAGCCUUCAGGAAGAUACUCCGCAUCUGAAAUACUUACGUUUUUAGAGUCUAAUAGAGCCAACUCAUUUAAAAUUCAUACUCGGUAAAUGCUAGUCUAAAAGGCUUUCAGAGUCUGUUUUCAUCCAGAGUUUGGUGUCUGUUGAAACUGAUGAAAUGAUAGUAAAUGUCAGAAGCAACAGCCAGACUUUUAGGACAUGUCUUUUCCUUGGUGUUUUGCCUUCCUGCCAUUGAGGAGCUCGUCAGCCAAAAAGGUCACAUCACUGUUCACGCCCACCAGCUCCAGACCAGGACAGCAUACUUCUGCAAGCAAUCACUUGUGGUUUUUACCUGGAAACACAAGUUGUGGAUGAGCUGAACUAUGUCGUACAAUAACUACAGGAACCCAGUCCUUGUCUCCUAGAAGAUUAAGUUGAUGUGGUGCUAACAGGCCUGUAGCAAACACCUGUAUGCAUGCUCGUACCAUGUGCUGCAUCCGUUAUGAGUUGAGGCUAUCUAUUGCUUUCUGUGGAAGAAGUGCUGUCUUGAGCUAUGUGACUCAGACCUUUCUCAUUCAAUGAUGUUUUUAAAUAGUUACUCCAACACUCUCAUUAAUACCAAGACUAGUUUUGGUAUAAAAGGUACUAGGAAUAGGUGUGUGUUAUUCUUCAUUGAAUUUCUGUUCUUUAAGGUGAACUUUCUUCUCUAUACAUACCUGUUGAACACCUAGCACCUUCAGUGCUCUGGAAUUUAAAAAUACAUACCUAAAUUCUCAAGGAAAGCUUUCUUUUAGUGUUAAGCAUUCAGCUUCUAGGAAAUCUAGUUUAGAUGUGUUCUAAACUUUUGAAAACCUUAGGUUUUGAGGUUUCCCCCCCCCCCAUCUCACAUAGGAACACUUAAGGUGCUCUUAAUAUAGCAAAAUUCUCCAGUUUUCUCAGUAAUAACCAGCUGAAAGCCUGUGCUGAGAAAGCACCUUAAAACAGAGUCUCCCAUACUGUUAGGUUUUAAUCCCUUAUUGUAAGGGGUAGGCAUGCCUCAGUAUUAGCAAGUGUACCGAAUACCUCUAAUGGCCUUAGUGUCAGCCCCAAAAAAUGUAACAGCAGUUUGCCUGUUACUCUUUGAAGUAUGUAACUAAAGAGUUCAGACUGGUCUGGACGAGAAGAAUUGUGUGUCUUUUCCCCUUGCCCUGACUACCACACAGGCACAUUAGUCCUUCAGAUGCUUGUCUUUGAGCAGUAUCUUGUCAAACUAUUCAUUGCUGUAUAGCCCACAUAACUCCAUAAAGGCAAAUGAGUGGAGAUUCCCCACCAGAAAAAUAUGUACUAUGUCAGGUAAAGUACUGUAUGCUUUUUUUCUGAAAUGUUAAAUGGGUUAAAAGUGGCUGUUUGAUUAAAAGGAAUAAUACAAAUGAAUGCAUAGUAAUUUUUAUAUUCUUGCUGAUUUGCCCUAAGUAUUGGUUGCUAAAUAAGAAUCUGAUUUUACAUCCUUUUAUAA
Molecule: messenger RNA, 3580 nt
Organism: Phalacrocorax carbo (great cormorant)
Lineage: Eukaryota; Metazoa; Chordata; Aves; Suliformes; Phalacrocoracidae
Source: RefSeq, a predicted model, not a curated record